Molecule: messenger RNA, 210 nt
Organism: Eruca vesicaria subsp. sativa (arugula)
Lineage: Eukaryota; Viridiplantae; Streptophyta; Magnoliopsida; Brassicales; Brassicaceae
Source: the annotation of a GenBank genome assembly
AUGACUCAUCCCCACGAGGAGUACAGACACAUGAAGGCCUUGAAGAGACACAACGACAUGCUUGGUUUCGUGGCUGAUGCGGAGUACGACGUCCCGACCAAGUGCCCGUGUGGUGGAGGUAUCAAUACCGAGGUAUCUCUGUGUAACAAGUUUCCCAAUGAUUUUGAUACGCAACCUGGAAGGAGGUACUUCACCUGCAAAAACUUUGAG